This is a messenger RNA of Trichomycterus rosablanca, 743 nucleotides long. It is a transcript of the gene nop10, whose product is annotated as NOP10 ribonucleoprotein homolog (yeast). Gene Ontology annotation, molecular function: telomerase RNA binding; snoRNA binding. Gene Ontology annotation, biological process: rRNA pseudouridine synthesis; snRNA pseudouridine synthesis; ribosome biogenesis. The transcript has 2 exons. NCBI's taxonomy places the organism in Eukaryota, Metazoa, Chordata, Actinopteri, Siluriformes, Trichomycteridae. Gene Ontology annotation, cellular component: box H/ACA snoRNP complex. The coding region runs from base 267 to 461 and encodes 64 amino acids. The record is from RefSeq and is a predicted model, not a curated record.
CGGUUGUUGUUGUUGUUGUUGUUGUAGUCUUAUUAGCAGUAUUAGAACUACAUUUCCCAUCAUGCUCUACGACCCGCUGCACAUCCCCGGAUGUCCUGUAGUAGACUCAGAGAACAAACACGUGUUCAUACACACAGCGAGUGGUGGUUCAGCAUUAUCUAACAAAAACACCAAGAUUUAAUUCUCUAAACCCACAGAGGAGAAGAAAUAAUCACCAGAAGAAGCUGUAAUAACAUAAAGAAGAACAAGAACCACAAGCCGCCGCCAUGUUCCUGCAGUUUUACUUCAACGAGAACGGAGAGAGAGUUUAUACUCUCAAGAAGCUGGAUUCGGAGGGUCGUCCCACCACCUCGGCUCACCCGGCUCGAUUCUCUCCCGACGAUAAAUUCUCCAGACAUCGAGUAACGAUGAAGAAACGUUUUGGAUUGUUGAUCACCCAGCAGCCUCGGCCCGUGCUCUGAACCAUCCGGCGUCGACACCGUCGAGAAAACAACCAAACUGUGGUCGACAGUUCGUGAUAAUGAAACGAUGAUGGAUCCUGAUGUUGAUGUAGAUUCUGUAAUAAUGCGGUCAUGUCUGUUUGAGAAUAUCACAGCUAUUGUUGGAAAUUUUUGUUUAGUGAUUACUUUGUAAAAAGCGCCAUGUUUCAGGAUGAUAAACCUUUUUUUUGUACUUUUUAAGUUUCAUUUUACUCUGUAGAAAAGAAUAAUGCUGUAGAAGGCAUUAAAAUGUCAAAACACAAA